Molecule: messenger RNA, 1701 nt
Organism: Urocitellus parryii (Arctic ground squirrel)
Lineage: Eukaryota; Metazoa; Chordata; Mammalia; Rodentia; Sciuridae
Gene: Ciao1
Product: cytosolic iron-sulfur assembly component 1
Biological process (GO): iron-sulfur cluster assembly
Cellular component (GO): cytosolic [4Fe-4S] assembly targeting complex
Molecular function (GO): protein binding
Source: RefSeq, a predicted model, not a curated record
UCCCAGAGGGCCGCGCGGCCGCGGGCCCUUCAGUUCCCAGGACGACCCCGGCCCGCGGGCGGAAGCCGAAGCUUCGUAGGCCGCUGGAGCCUGGAGCUGGCGACACCGAGACGUGCGCCUUGGGACCUGCUGUCGGCGCGCCAACUCUGCCCACCACUUCUUGCCCCGCGCCGCCAUGAAGGACUCGUUGGUGCUGCUUGCCCGUGUCCCGGCGCACCCCGACUCCCGCUGCUGGUUCCUGGCCUGGAACCCCGCGGGGACCCUGCUGGCUUCGUGCGGUGGAGACCGUAGAAUCCGCAUCUGGGGCACCGAGGGUGACAGCUGGAUCUGCAAGUCUGUUCUUUCUGAAGGCCAUCAGCGCACUGUGCGGAAGGUGGCCUGGUCCCCUUGUGGGAACUACCUAGCCUCUGCCAGCUUUGAUGCUACCACUUGUAUUUGGAAGAAGAACCAGGAUGACUUUGAGUGUGUAACCACUCUUGAAGGCCAUGAAAAUGAGGUCAAGUCAGUGGCUUGGGCCCCCUCUGGCAACCUCUUGGCCACCUGCAGCCGAGAUAAGAGUGUGUGGGUCUGGGAAGUUGAUGAAGAAGAUGAGUAUGAAUGUGUCAGCGUCCUCAAUUCCCACACACAGGAUGUCAAGCAUGUGGUUUGGCACCCGAGCCAAGAGCUAUUGGCUUCUGCUAGCUAUGAUGACACAGUAAAGCUGUACCGGGAAGAAGAGGAUGACUGGGUAUGCUGUGCCACCCUUGAGGGCCAUGAGUCCACUGUGUGGAGCUUGGCCUUUGAUCCCAGUGGCCAGCGACUGGCAUCUUGCAGUGAUGACCGUACGGUGCGCAUCUGGCGUCAGUAUCUGCCAGGCAACGAACAAGGGGUGGCAUGCAGCGGUUCCGACCCCAGUUGGAAAUGUAUCUGCACUUUGUCGGGCUUCCACUCCAGGACCAUUUACGACGUUGCUUGGUGUCAGCUGACAGGGGCCCUGGCCACCGCUUGUGGGGAUGAUGCCAUCCGGGUGUUUGAGGAGGACCCCAGCUCAGAUCCACAGCAGCCCACGUUCUCCCUGGCUGCCCACUCRCGACAGGCCCAUUCCCAGGAUGUCAACUGUGUAGCCUGGAACCCCAAGGAGCCUGGGCUCCUGGCUUCCUGCAGUGAUGAUGGGGAGGUGGCYUUCUGGAAGUAUCAGCGGCCUGAAGGCCUCUGAGCUACUACAACUUUAGAGUAAAGGUUCCCCAGGAAGUUGAAAGACUCCUAGUCCUCAGGGACCUGGAAAAGCUUGCUUGACCUUCAUUUAGCCUGGCUCACCUCUCCUGAGACCUGCGUGGCAGUGUGGAACCACAGGACUUUCCCUCCUUGGUCCAUAAGGACCUUGGUAAAGAGCCACAGGAUGUGAGUACAUUGUUAGCCACAGAGUUUUUUGCUUUAGGGGACAGUGUGUUACAUUUGGGGGGAUGAAUAUAGUGUUUAUAAUCACCGCAUACGUGUGUGUUUCUGUAUGUAGGUGUGCAGCAGGGAGUGUACUUCAGACCUUCCUGACAGUGUGAGCUUUAUAGAACUAAUCCAUUCAAGUCCAAAGUCCUACUUCAUGAAGACAUUCAAUCUUUCCCAUUGUGGAUUGUCUAAGUCCUGCUUUCCCUCAGAAAACCUUACAUACCUCUUGUGCCAUUAUUCUGAUGCCAACAGAGGAAAUGAAAAAAUAAAUGGGAAAGA